ACGGAAUCGACUCGAUUAUUUGCUCGAUAAAAAGUACAAUCCGAAUUACCAAGUGAAACUGUAUUCAACGUUUAACGAAACGGAGAGAUAGAAGCCAUCGACCCUGGUGCUAUCGGACAAAUAAUCGAAUAAACAGUUGCCAUUGCGUAUUUUCUAAACAGAUUCACGGCCGUCUCGGAUUGUACGUAAUCCGCGCAAUUACGAUCGUUCCUCGAGUGCUCGCGAUCCCUCCGUCAAAUAUUUGCACUCGCGAUUUUCGUCGCAAUAAAAGGAAGCAAUAAAGCGAUUUGUUCUCGAACAGCGCUCUGGGGAAACGAUAAGCGCACUCGUUAUCUUAAUUAAAGGCGCGGCGGGGAGCAAUCGGUGCCGCGAUGAGCGAAAAAUUCAGUGAUCAAACGAAACGAGCACCCUCGAUCGACGCAUCGGUGAUCGACGAGAGAGAAUAUUCGAGGGUUUGAUAAGGGUUCAGACCCCUUCUCUACGAUUUAAUUCGCGACUGUGCGUUAUUGGCAGACGUUGAAUUUGUGAUCUGCCUUUACGGCAGGUGCCUUGAUCAGCCUGGGAGCCAACGAAAUCGUGAUAAGGAGUGAAACGACCGUGCUUGCGACAUGCUGUGGACGAAGAAAGUACGAUGAGGUUCUCGUGUUUCCCGCGGCCAAGCAUCCUGGGACAGAGGGGCAGCAUCAAUCUCACCCCUCGGCCAGGGUCCGACGAUACGAACAGCGCGACCGGUGUAAGCAUAAAUGGAAACGCGAAGAGCCCGGUGGUGACGAGCUACAAGCAACCUGGGGAACCAGAUCUGACUAACGGCGUGAUACGACCCUUGUCAGGUACCGCGGUGUCCAACGGCUCUGCGCCGCUCCUGAACUCCACUGGGAAAGGUAGAGCUCCUCCCCCGCCUCGGUCAAAGAGCAAUAAUAAUCUUACCACGCAUCAUGAGAACGAGCAGGAACAUGCCAGGAACUCCGACGGUUCCGAUCAGCCUGCGCAAAAUCCCCGAGGCGGUGUCAUCGGUAGAACACCGACGCCACCCUCUGCUCCAACCCCCGUCUACGAGAAGGAUGCCAAGUGUAGACGGCAGAUCAAGAGAGCCAUUUUGGAGAACGAGUUCCUUGGUAAUCUCGAGGAGAAUCAGGUGGAGGAUCUGGUGUCCGCUAUGUACCCGAAACAGAUACCGCCGGGCACUUUGGUGAUUCGAGAGGGAGAUAUAGGGUCCCAUCUUUACGUUUCGGCGGAGGGGGAGUUCGACAUCUACCAGGGCAACAAAUUCCAACGAAGUUUCGGCCCUGGUGUAGCCUUCGGGGAGAUCGCCUUGUUGUACAACACGAAGAGGCUUCGAUCCAUCAGCGUAAAGAACGCCGGGAAAGUAUGGGUGCUGGACCGAUCCGUCUUCCUCACUAUAAUGAUGAAGACGGCCCAGGAAAGACUAGAGGGGAACGUCCGGUUCCUUCGACGCGUUUCCGUUCUCCAAAAGUUGCCCGAGCCGAAGGACCACCUGCUCUCGAAGAUUUCCGACCUCAUCCGCGUGGAAUUCUUCCCCGCUGGGGCGAAAAUAGUGCGGCAAGGGGAGAAGGGCGACAAGUUCUACAUAAUCAGCGGUGGAAACGUUAGGAUCACGAAGGACACCGAGUACGGCGACGAGGAGGAACUGGUUGUCCUGGCGAAGGGUCAGUAUUUCGGGGAGAAGGCUCUGUUCGACGACAAGGGCGAAAAUCGCAGACACGCCAACGCUGUGGCGCUCGCGCCUGGCGUGGAAUGUUUAACGUUAGAUCGAUCGUCGUUCUUGAACUACCUUGGCGGCCUCGACGAGAUACGCAACAAGGACUGGUUGGCAGAAUACGAGAAACAGAAGCGAUCGCUGACCCCGACGAACUGGACCAACGAGUACUCCAACGUCACCCUGGCCGAUCUGGAGACCAGAGGUACCUUGGGGUGCGGCGGAUUCGGGCGCGUCGAGUUGGUCACCCUCCAAUCGGAUUCCGAGAAGAGCUUCGCGUUGAAGAAGCUCAAGAAGAAGGUGAUGGUCGAGCAGCAGCAACAAGUACACGUCCUGAACGAGAAGCACAUCAUGCAAGCCUGCGAUUCGCCGUUCAUAUGCAAACUCUAUCAGACGUACAAGGACGCGAAAUACGUGUACUUCCUGAUGGAGGUGUGCCUGGGUGGAGACGUGUGGACGUCCCUUCAGAGGAGAAGAUACUUCGACGACGGCACCGCGCAGUUUAUGGUAGGGUGCGUGGUGGAGGCUCUCGAUCAUCUUCACUUGCUGAACAUCGUUUACAGAGAUUUGAAGCCGGAGAACCUAAUGCUCGACUCACGUGGAUACCUGAAACUGGUUGACUUCGGUUUUAGCAAAAAGAUUGGACCACACAAGACGUGGACAUUCGCCGGCACCCCUGAAUACGUCGCGCCGGAGAUCAUUCUGAACAAGGGACACGACAGGGCUGUGGACUACUGGGCGCUGGGAAUCUUAAUUCACGAGCUGCUGGUUGGCAAACCACCCUUCCGUGGCAGCGACCACAUGACCACGUACAAUAAAAUCUUAAAGGGCAUCGAGGUGGUCGGGAUACCAAGUAUCGUCAGCAAGAACGCCAACAGCCUCAUCAGGAAGCUUCUUCGCGUGAAUCCUUCGGAGCGUCUCGGAUACCAAAGAAACGGCAUCCAGGAUAUUCGAGACCAUAAGUGGUUCCAUACAUUCAAUUGGCAGGCCUUGCAGAGACUAGCUUUGCCAGCACCGAUCGUUCCAACGGUACGAAGCCAGGUCGACACGCGAAAUUUCGAGAGGUAUCCACCGGAUCGCAAUAUUCCACCCGACGAGUUCUCCGGAUGGGAUUCCGAGUUCUGACGAGAAAAAUUACUGCGCGAUGACCAGCAGUACGUGCUUUGUUCCUUAUCUGUCGAACGAACGAUAAGAGUGAUUAGCCGCGAAAGUGCAUUGAAAAGGACUCUUACAAUGACAAUCGUUAAACAAAAACCUAACGAUAAUAGGAUUACCAUUAUCUUGGCCAGAUGUGGUUAUCACCGAUGAGUACAUCAAAAUAGUUUUCUAUUUGAAUUUGCUAACCGACCUAUUUUGGGUCGGUAAACCGCGACGCAUAUAUCGACAUUUAGGAUCCGUAGGAAAAGUGUGUGAAUGAUACUCCGAUGAACGACGACAACGAUAUUAACAGCCAUUAGCGUUACGAAUUGAUAAUAAAUUUAUACUUGAAUUAAUAAAAAGAUUCACGACUACUUUGUUUCUGUA
Molecule: messenger RNA, 3241 nt
Organism: Hylaeus volcanicus
Lineage: Eukaryota; Metazoa; Arthropoda; Insecta; Hymenoptera; Colletidae
Product: cGMP-dependent protein kinase, isozyme 1-like
Exons: 14
Coding region: 632-2842 (736 amino acids)
Biological process (GO): protein phosphorylation
Molecular function (GO): cGMP-dependent protein kinase activity; ATP binding
Source: RefSeq, a predicted model, not a curated record